Nematolebias whitei (Rio pearlfish) is the source of this 690-nucleotide messenger RNA. It is a transcript of the gene ppcdc, whose product is annotated as phosphopantothenoylcysteine decarboxylase. Gene Ontology annotation, biological process: coenzyme A biosynthetic process. Gene Ontology annotation, molecular function: FMN binding; phosphopantothenoylcysteine decarboxylase activity. The transcript is spliced from 5 exons. Bases 1 to 615 code for a protein of 204 amino acids. NCBI's taxonomy places the organism in Eukaryota, Metazoa, Chordata, Actinopteri, Cyprinodontiformes, Rivulidae. Gene Ontology annotation, cellular component: phosphopantothenoylcysteine decarboxylase complex. The record is from RefSeq and is a predicted model, not a curated record.
AUGCAGACCGAGAAUCUGGUUUCAUCUCUGCAAACUGAUUUGUUGAAGUCUUCGGGAACAUUUUGUAUUCUUGUUGGUGUAACAGGAAGUGUUGCAGCUUUGAAACUGCCCGUUUUGAUCUCCCAGCUUCUUCAGCUCCCGAGCGUGGAUGCACGGGUGGUCACUACAGAGCAUGCCAAACACUUUUACGAUCCUGCAGAGGUGUCAGUAAAAAUUUACAGUGAAAAGGAUGAGUGGGAGCUUUGGACACAGAGAUCUGACCCUGUGCUGCACAUCGAGCUAAGGCGAUGGGCAGACCUACUAAUCAUUGCCCCCCUUGAUGCCAACACCCUGGGAAAGAUUGCUUCUGGCAUUUGUGACAAUAUCCUGACCUGUGUGGUAAGAGCUUGGGAUAUCAGUCGACCUCUUGUCUUCUGCCCUGCUAUGAAUACAGCUAUGUGGCAGCAUCCCAUUACAGCCCAGCAGGUAUCCAGGCUCAAAGAGUUUGGAUAUGUGGAGAUUCCCUGUAUUACUAAAAAGCUAGUCUGUGGAGAUGAAGGUAAAGGCGCCAUGGCUGAGGUAUCAACCAUCAUCAGCGUUGUCAAACAAUAUCUGCAGAAACCAGAACAAACAUGAAGACUGGGUCGCUUUGUACAGACUUGCUGACACCAAAGAGCAGAACAAAUUAAACAUUAACCUUCACACUUCGCA